Messenger RNA from Phialemonium atrogriseum, 987 nucleotides. RefSeq names its product sphingoid long-chain base transporter RSB1. The record is from RefSeq and is a predicted model, not a curated record. Bases 1 to 987 code for a protein of 328 amino acids. NCBI's taxonomy places the organism in Eukaryota, Fungi, Ascomycota, Sordariomycetes, Cephalothecales, Cephalothecaceae. The transcript is spliced from 4 exons. Gene Ontology annotation, cellular component: fungal-type vacuole; plasma membrane.
AUGACAAACCACACGGGCAAACCGUUUUACACAUGCGAGGCAGUCAGUCCUCUAUGUCCCGUCGAGGCCACGACCCUUGGUUACUAUCCCAUCCGAGGUUUCAACAUCUUCUUCGCGAUCGGCUUCGGGUUUGCAGGUGUCGCAACCCUGGUGCUGGGAACAUGGAAGAAGACUUGGAGUUAUAUGGCCUUCGUCGCGGCCGGGUGUCUGUUGGAACUCGCUGGCUACGCCGCGCGGGUCCCGCUGUCCGACAACCCCUGGAACUCGAGCGCCUUCCAGACGCAGAUAUGCGCCAUCAUCCUCGGCCCGACGCUGAUCUGCAUCUCCAUCUACCUGACCCUGAAGCACGUCUGCCUCUCGCUCAACCCGUCUCUGUCGCGCGUGCGCCCCGGCCUCUACCCCUUCAUCUUCCUCCCGCUGGACGUGUCGUGCCUGCUCGUGCAGGCCAUCGGCGGCGCGCUGGCCGCUAGCGCGGGAUACGACAACCGCGCGCUGCUGGAGAGCGGGAACCGCGCCAUCAUCGCGGGAAUCUGCCUGCAGGUCGUCGUCCUGAGCUUCUUCGGCACCGUCAGCGCCGACUACUACCUCCGCGUCAGGAGGUGGAUCCGCGGGCCCGACGCCGACCCCGAGGCCCUGGCUAUGUGGCAUGAUGCGAAGUUUAGGAGGUUUGUGUACGCCGUCACGGGCGCUUAUGCGGCGAUUCUGAUUCGCUGUAUUUAUCGUAUUGCCGAGAUGGCCGGAGGAUGGGGCAACAAAAUCAUGCAGGACGAGCCAUCGUUCAUCGUCCUGGAGAGCUUUAUGCUUGUCAUUGCGUGCAUCCUCCUCGCGGUCUUCCCGCCCGGGUUCCUCUUCCCCCAGAUGGCGGCGCGCAUGGCCACCCGCUCCAAGGGACGACGACGGUUCGGGAGGAAAAAGUCGGGCGAGAAGUCGGCCGAGGCUGCGGGGGGCGUGGAGUCGGGACGCGAGGCGGAGAUAACUGACUCCUGA